UGUGCCAGUGCUCAGCUCUUCUUUUGAACCCGCUCCCAGCCUCUGAGAGUUUCCCAGUUAUUAUUUCCCAUAAGCCUCUGGGUGCAAACUAACCUCGUCUCCGUGUCCCUUUCCCGUGUCCUCAAGGUUUUUGGACUCUGCGCGUGCCACCAAGUUCCUAAGAAGGACCUCGAGAAGAAGAAAAUAAAUUUUACCAAUUUAGAAAUCAAGAUUCACACUCUGAAGGUGGUUUACCUAAUUUGUGUUGAUUGUCAGGAGACUCUUCACAGUGAAAGUGUCUCAUUAAAUUGAUGAGCAACAGCUACAGGAUGUUCAAGAACUGUUCUGGCUUUUCUGGAUUCUGUGCCUCACCAAUAGAGGAACCUCAUGGAGCAUUAAUUAGUUCUUACAGUUCUCGAACCAUGACUGAUGGAUUGGUGACAUUCAGGGAUGUGGCCAUCAACUUCUCUCAGGAGGAAUGGGAAUGCCUGGACCAUGCUCAGAGGGACUUAUAUCUGGAUGUGAUGUUGGAGAACUACAGUAACUUGGUGUCACUGGAUUGGGAGUCAACAACAUAUGAGACCAAAAAAUUAUUUUCAGAAAAGGAUGUUUUUGACAUAAAUUUUUCUCAGUGGGAUAUAAAGGAAAAAAGUAAAACCCUUGGCCUUGAGGAAUCCCUUUUCAGAAAUAAUUGGAAACACAAAAACAAAUUUGAGGGACUACAGGGACAUGAAGAGGGAUGCUUCAGCCAGAUGGUAAUCAGCUAUGAAAAAAUGCCAACUUACAGAAAAAGUAAAUCUCUUACUUCACAUCAAAGAAUUCACAGUAGAGAAAAACCCUAUGUUUGUAAGGAAUGUGGGAAGGCAUGUAGUCAUGGCUCAAAACUUGUACAGCAUGAGAGAACUCAUACAGCUGAAAAACACUUUGAAUGUAAUGAAUGUGGGAAGAAUUAUUUUAGUGCCUAUCAACUCACUGUGCAUCAGAGAUUUCAUACUGGUGAGAAACCUUAUAAAUGUAAGGAAUGUGGGAAGACCUUUAGUUGGGGAUCAAGCCUUGUUAAACAUGAGAGAAUCCAUACUGGGGAGAAACCCUAUGCAUGUAACGAAUGUGGAAAGGCCUUUAGCCGUGGCUAUCACCUUACUCAACAUAAGAAAAUUCAUAUUGGUGUGAAAUCUUAUGAAUGUAAGGAAUGUGGAAAGACCUUUAUUUGGGGUUCAAGCCUUGCUAAACAUGAGAUAAUUCAUACAGGUGAGAGACCUUAUAAAUGUAAAGAAUGUGGGAAGGCCUUCAGUCGUGGCUAUCAACUUACCCAGCAUCAGAAAAUCCAUACUGGUAAGAAACCUUAUCAAUGUAAAAUAUGUGGAAAGGCUUUUUGUUGGGGCUAUCAACUUACUAGACAUCAGUUAUUUCAUACCGGUGAGAAACCCUAUGAAUGUAAGGAAUGUGGAAAGGUCUUUAAUUGUGGGUCAAGUCUUAUUCAGCAUGAAAGAAUCCAUACGGGUGAGAAACCUUAUGAGUGUAAACACUGUGGAAAGGCCUUCAGUCGUGGCUAUCACCUUACUCAACAUCAGAAGAUUCAUACUGGUGAGAAACCUUUUGAAUGUAAGGAAUGUGGGAAGGCCUUCAGUUGGGGUUCAAGCCUUGUUAAACAUGAGCAAGUCCAUACUGGUGAGAAAUCCUAUGAAUGUAAAGAAUGUGGGAAGACCUUUUGUAGUGGGUAUCAACUUACUAGACAUCAGCUAUUUCAUACUGGUGAGAAACCCUAUGAAUGUAAGGAAUGUGGAAAGGCCUUUAAUUGUGGAUCAAGUCUUGUUCAACAUGAAAGAAUCCAUACGGGUGAGAAACCUUAUGAGUGUAAACACUGUGGAAAGGCCUUCAGUCGUGGCUAUCACCUUACUCAACAUCAGAAUAUUCAUAUUGGUGAGAAACCUUUUAAAUGUAAGGAAUGUGAGAAGACCUUUAGUUGGGGUUCAAGCCUUGUUAAACAUGAGAGAGUCCAUACUGGUGAGAAACCCUAUGAAUGUAAAGAAUGUGGCAAGGCCUUUGUUAGUGGGUUUCAACUUAAUGUUCAUCAGAGAUUUCAUACUAAUGAGAAACUUUAUCAACAUAAGGAAUUUGAGAAGACCUUGAUUCAUGCCUCAAACUUUGUUCAACAUGCAAGAACUCAUAGUAAUGAUAAACCCUAUGAAUAUAAAAAAUAUGGGAAAGCUUUUACAUGGACAACUUACUCAAAUGAGAAAAUAGAUACUGGUGAAAGCUUAUGAUUGAAAGAUGUGAAAGAACACUUUGUGUGUGUGUUGGACAACUUAACAUGAAAAGAAUGCUUAUUCUCGAGAAACCCUAUGAAUGUAAAGAAUGUUCAAAACCAUUCAUUCCUAUAUAAUGGAUAAUUUACUUGAUAUCAGCAAAUUCAUACUAGUGAGAAAUACAUAUUUUGAAUAUAAGGAAUAUGAAAAAGCCUGUAAACUUCUGUAUAAUCUU
Messenger RNA from Otolemur garnettii (small-eared galago), 2460 nucleotides. Its product is annotated as zinc finger protein 283. Lineage: Eukaryota; Metazoa; Chordata; Mammalia; Primates; Galagidae. The record is from RefSeq and is a predicted model, not a curated record. Gene Ontology annotation, biological process: negative regulation of transcription by RNA polymerase II. Gene Ontology annotation, molecular function: RNA polymerase II transcription regulatory region sequence-specific DNA binding; DNA-binding transcription repressor activity, RNA polymerase II-specific. Gene Ontology annotation, cellular component: nucleus. The transcript is spliced from 6 exons. The coding region runs from base 291 to 2243 and encodes 650 amino acids.